This is a messenger RNA of Perognathus longimembris pacificus (Pacific pocket mouse), 2487 nucleotides long. RefSeq names its product growth arrest specific 7 (gene Gas7). The coding region runs from base 80 to 1510 and encodes 476 amino acids. The transcript has 14 exons. Gene Ontology annotation, molecular function: actin filament binding. Gene Ontology annotation, biological process: actin filament polymerization; neuron projection morphogenesis. Lineage: Eukaryota; Metazoa; Chordata; Mammalia; Rodentia; Heteromyidae. The record is from RefSeq and is a predicted model, not a curated record. Gene Ontology annotation, cellular component: actin filament; cytoplasm; plasma membrane.
GGGACCCCGUGGAGCGGCCGGCUAGCCCGCGGGGCUUGGCGGGCAUGCAGGCUGCUCGGUGAGUCCCGGCACCGAGGCCAUGUCCGAGGCGCGCUGCCGGACCCUGUACCCCUUCUCCGGGGAGCGGCACAACCAGGGGCUGCGCUUCGCGGCCGGGGAGGUCAUUACGUUGCUGCAGGUCCCGGACGGCGGCUGGUGGGAAGGAGAGAAGGAGGACGGGCUCCGCGGAUGGUUCCCCGCCAGCUACGUGCAGUUGCUGGAGAAGCCUGGAAUGGUCCCCCCUCCGCUGGGAGAGGAAAGCCAGACUGUUGUCCUUCCACCUGGCUGGCAGAGCUACUUGUCUCCUCAGGGCCGGCGCUACUAUGUCAACACGGCCACCAAUGAGACCACCUGGGAACGCCCCAGCACUUCUCCUGGGAUUUCAGCCAGCCCUGGCCCUCACAGGAGCUCUCUGCCUCCAACAGUGAAUGGAUACCAUGCAUCAGGGACCCCAGCGCACCCUCCAGAGACUGUCCACAUGAGUUUCCGAAAACCCACCGGUGAUUCCCAGAACCUGGGCUCCUCAUCACCAGGCAAAAAGCACAGUAAGGAAAACACCAUCACUAUCAACUGUGUGACAUUCCCUCAUCCCGACACCAUGCCCGAACAGCAACUGCUGAAGCCAACAGAGUGGAGCUAUUGUGACUACUUCUGGGCUGAUAAGAAGGACCCCCAAGGCAAUGGCACGGUGGCUGGAUUUGAACUGCUGCUCCAGAAGCAACUGAAAGGCAAACAGAUGCAGAAGGAGAUGUCAGAGUUCAUCCGAGAAAGGAUAAAGAUUGAAGAGGAGUAUGCAAAGAACUUGGCCAAACUCUCCCAGAACUCCCUGGCUGCACAGGAGGAAGGCUCCCUGGGAGAAGCCUGGGCCCAAGUAAAGAAGAGCCUUGCAGAUGAGGCUGAAGUUCACCUUAAGUUCUCUGCCAAACUCCACAGUGAGGUAGAAAAGCCCCUGAUGAACUUCCGUGAGAACUUCAAGAAAGACUUGAAAAGGUGCGAUCACCAUAUUGCCGACCUCCGCAAGCAGCUGGCCAGCCGCUAUGCCUCCGUGGAGAAGGCCCGAAAAGCCCUCACAGAGAGACAGAGAGACCUUGAGAUGAAGACCCAACAGCUGGAGAUCAAGUUGAGCAACAAGACAGAAGAGGACAUCAAGAAGGCAAGGAGGAAGUCCACGCAGGCUGGAGAUGACCUCAUGCGCUGUGUGGACCUCUACAACCAGGCCCAGUCCAAGUGGUUUGAAGAGAUGGUGACCACCACUUUGGAGCUGGAGCGGCUAGAGGUGGAAAGAGUGGAGAUGAUCCGGCAACAUCUCUGCCAGUACACACAGCUGCGGCACGAGACGGACAUGUUUAACCAAAGUACAGUCGAGCCUGUGGACCAACUGCUUCGAAAAGUGGACCCAGCCAAAGACAGGGAGCUGUGGGUCAGAGAGCACAAAACAGGAAACAUUCGCCCUGUGGACAUGGAGAUCUAGACACACUUGCGCAGCCCCUGGGGAUCCUGCCUGGGAGAGGCUAGGGGGCCUGUGGAGAGAGGGUGGUGGCUCAUGCUGGGUGGAGCUGCCCUCUUGUCUGUUUUCCCAGUCCACUGAGGAGAAGGGAAAGAGCUGGUGGUUCCAGAAAGGCGACCUGGCCCAACUGGGGAGGCCAGUGGCACCCCAAUAGUGCCAGGCCAUGAAAACAGACCCACAACCCUGCCCUUGUUUCCAAGACUAAGCCUCCCUAACUCCUGCCCUGUGCUUGUCAUUUAGAGAGCAAACUGAGGCUGGAAUUCUGUGACCCCAACUAAGCUCCAAACGGGUGGCUGUCACAUGCUUUUGUCCAUGGAUGCUCAAGACUCACCCUCCAGCUGGCCCCAUUGUCUCCAGGGCUUUGAAAAACCAGAGGGGAGAAGUUUCCAUCCAACCAAUGUUAGUGUCAGAAUAGUGGAUAGAAGGCACCAUUCCACUCACAGCUCACACCCAGAAUUUUUUUUUUUUUUUUUUUGCAAUUCUCCCCUGUUUUUUCCCAUUGCAUUCUGGAAGCCCACAUCUGGCUUUUCUCUGGUCACUUUUCAUCCCCAGGGGUCUUAGGAAGGAAGCUUGGCUCCUGUCAUCCCAGACCAAGCCUGGCUGGAAAGGGCAGGAUGGGACUACCUCAUUUGGUACAUCAGCCCAAAGUCAGAGCAUGUAUUAAUCCUGGUUCCUAGCAGAUCAGACAUCCACUCCAAGCCCCAACCCACCUAUCAGCUGGCAUGCUUGCCUGCUCAAGCAAGCCUCUUGCCCCUGCCCUGGCCUACUUCCCUGCCCAGGACUCAGCUAGUUGGGAACAUACUGAAAGGCUUUGAGGGUAGAGACUUCCUGGCUUGCCUCAGAGACCAGUAGGCACAGAGGGGCCAGCAAGGAUCUGUCUGUAUCCAUGUCCCCUGCACCUUGAGCUGGCCCAGCCACUGCUCUCCCAGGGGUGUCAUCGG